This is a messenger RNA of Aethina tumida (small hive beetle), 1198 nucleotides long. RefSeq names its product upstream stimulatory factor 1 (gene Usf). Gene Ontology annotation, molecular function: DNA-binding transcription factor activity, RNA polymerase II-specific; protein dimerization activity; RNA polymerase II cis-regulatory region sequence-specific DNA binding. Bases 98 to 865 code for a protein of 255 amino acids. The record is from RefSeq and is a predicted model, not a curated record. The transcript is spliced from 4 exons. Gene Ontology annotation, biological process: regulation of transcription by RNA polymerase II. NCBI's taxonomy places the organism in Eukaryota, Metazoa, Arthropoda, Insecta, Coleoptera, Nitidulidae.
ACAGCGGUGUCGCGUCACAUGACCUGAUUUGUCCCCGUGACCAAAAUUGAAGGAAAAUUCAAAAAACCGCCAGGACAAUCGGAUCCCUCGUGCCCCCAUGGACCUACUGGACCCACUUGAUGACAGUGGCGAGCAUGUCGUUGAGACUAAGGUAAUCAUUAGCGACAUAAAACAGGCUAUGGAAAGUGACGACGAGCAAGUGGUCGAGCAUCUGUCUCCCCAAACUCUCCUGGAGACUCCGGGCGACGGUGACGUACAAUAUUCAGUGCGCGGCACCGAAGGCAUAAUAACAUACAGGGUGCUUCAAGUUGGUGAAGAGUCAGUAGACAAUCAUGUACCCCAAAUUAUCUCAAAUGGACCAACGUUUACGAACGCUGCUGUCCCACAAGUUCUGACCAGUAAUUUAAAUGGACAACUAUACGUUAUCAGCAACUCAAACGACGUAUUCACAUCGCAAUCGGGAACAAGGGCAAUCGCGCCAAGAUCAUCACUGGUUGAAACAUCAAGUUCUUAUCAUAGCAAUACAAAACAAAAGGAUGAACGGAGAAGAGCGACACACAAUGAAGUGGAGCGUCGGCGUCGAGAUAAAAUCAACAACUGGAUAACAAAACUGUCAAAAAUCAUACCUGAAUCGACUGCUGCUGAAAUGAAAGGCAAUGGUCAUUAUGAUGGUCAGUCAAAAGGUGUGAUAUUGGCGAAAGCAUGUGAAUACAUCAACGAAUUGCGAGACACUCGUGACAAAUUAACGGAGACUGUAGAGAUAUUGAAGCAGAAAAAUUUUAUAUUGGAAAACGAAAAUAAAGAAUACAGGGAUAUGUUAAAGAGGAGCGGGAUAGAUUUGCCAAAUAACGACAUUGUAUCAUAGUUUGAUAGCAUAGUUUACAUGUUUAGAUAAAUUUUAUAUAUAUCUUAAUCAUAUAUUGUUAUGAGGAAUUUUAUUUGAAUGAUUAUUACGUUCAGGCGAACCGUUUCGUUUGGCCAUUAACACGUUUUAUUUAUGUUAUUGUUACACAUUUUGCCAUUAUGAUUACUUGAAUUGUUUUACAACAUUUAUAAAUACGUCUAUUAAUUUAUACACUAACUUGUAAAUAUAUCGAGCAAGCUAUAUUGAUAUUAAUUUUUAUUAUACAGAGAUAAUAAAAGUGUGAUAUGCAGGGUGUUUUGUAUGUAGUAAAUGACAUUAAACUCUGGAAAUAGA